CCACUAGCCGCAUUGAGGCGCUGUUUCUCGGCUUCUGUCGACUGAUUUCGAACUUCAACCGGCGCGAGCUAUUCCGAUCUCCCACUGCGAUCGCUACAAACUUGACGGCUUCCCCCCACGCGCUGCCUCUUCCCCAACAAACACCGAUUCAAAAUGCGCCCUACUCAGACUCUCCUUGGCGGCGGCGGCAGUGCCCCCGUUGGCAAGCAUGGAAACUUCCUCGGGAACUGGGGCAACUUUGGUGGCAUGAAGCAGAAGGGCAUCGUCUCCUACGGCAUUGCUCCCAACCGCCAGCACCCCCUCGCCGGUGCUGCUCAUGACGCCGUCUUCAACACCUGGAGGCGCUUCAGCUCCCAGGUUCUGUACUGGGCCCCCCCCAUGAUUGCCGGAUACUACCUGAUCAGCUGGGCUGUUGAGAGGAACCACUACCUCAACUCGAAGCAGGGCCGUGCCGAGUUCGGAAGCGAAGAGUAAGGGUUGGAGGGAUUACGAUACCAGUUGGCGAGGGGAUACGUGUGAUAGAUAUAUGUACAUCACAAAGCACGGGAGUUGUGGAUAGACCUGAUUAUUUCUCCGAAUGUGGUCUAUUGGUAUCUUCUGUGGUCAUCUGCAUAAUCAAGGUGUGCAAGAAGAGAAGACGUGCUCCUCCCUGUUAGCCGGAAUAAGGCUGGCAGUCACGCUGGUGCCGAGUCGCCGCGACGGCUUGGGAGGGCCAAUUUCCACUUAUACAUCUGCCAACUGGCUGUGGAACAAGUGUUCCGCACCACGGCCCGAUUGACCCAAGAUUUUGUCUGAGCUACACCUAUGUC
This is a messenger RNA of Thermothelomyces thermophilus ATCC 42464, 809 nucleotides long. RefSeq lists its product as uncharacterized. NCBI's taxonomy places the organism in Eukaryota, Fungi, Ascomycota, Sordariomycetes, Sordariales, Chaetomiaceae. Bases 154 to 474 code for a protein of 106 amino acids. The record is from RefSeq and is a predicted model, not a curated record. Gene Ontology annotation, biological process: mitochondrial electron transport, ubiquinol to cytochrome c. The transcript is spliced from 4 exons.